Molecule: messenger RNA, 5332 nt
Organism: Choloepus didactylus (southern two-toed sloth)
Lineage: Eukaryota; Metazoa; Chordata; Mammalia; Pilosa; Megalonychidae
Gene: PROSER2
Product: proline and serine rich 2
Exons: 4
Coding region: 738-2117 (459 amino acids)
Source: RefSeq, a predicted model, not a curated record
AGGCGCGCGCGCGCGAGCUGAGGGACUGGUUGGACGGCUGCCGGACGGACGGACUGCCGGCGGCGCGAAGGCUCGGGUGGGUCCGGCGGGCACCUGCCACCAGGUGAGUGUGGUCCUCCGGCGCCCGGGCAGGUUGCGGGCGACGAGGCCGUGGUGUCGCGGGGCGUCCCGAGCGGGGCCGUGGCAGACCAGAGUCUGUGAGGAAGACUCGGGCUCCUGUGGAGCGGGGGGAGGGGCGCUUCCCCGACCCCACGACCCCGCACCCCACGGCCCUUGCCCGUCCCCCACCUUGCACGCGCCCCCUGCUGCACCUCGCGUUCCCCGGCUUCGGGGAGAGCCGCCCGCGCGAAACCCGAAGGGGCUGCGCGUCCGACUUUCCCACCGCGGCGCGUCCUCGGGAACGUCGGGGCGUGCAGCGGGGCGAGGAGGAACGCGCCGUCCUUGGUCAAGGGGGACGCGGGGCUUCGCGGCACCGAACUGGGCGGGCUCUAACACGCCGCCCCGGGCCCCGGCCCCCCGGCUUCCCUCGGCCGCCCCGCUGCGGACAGGAGGGGGCCAGCCCGGUGGGCGGGAGGCGGCCAAAGCCCCCUGCUGAGCUCAGGUCGCGCGCGGAAGCCUCGGGGUGUUGGUUCUUCCCCGCCCCGCGCCCCCCACAGAAGCAAUCCUCUACCUCAGAAUGGGGUACUGGCCUCUCCCCCACUUCUCGUGACCAGGCCCGCACUGAGGUUUUUGUGGGGAUGCCUGGAAACCACCUGAAAUCAGAUUCUUCUGAGAUGGACUCUGACAUGUCACCCAGCUGCAGGCUCAGUGACUUGAGCAGAGGUGGGAGUUUGGAGAGUCGAAGUAGCAGUUCCCGGUCCAGAAGCUUCACUUUGGAUGAUGAGAGCCUGAAGUACCUCACCCACGAGGAGAAGGAUGUCAUCCUGUUCUUUGAAGAGACCAUUGAUUCCUUGGAAGAUGACUUUGACGACUUUGAGGAGCAAGCCCUGUGUGACAGCGGUGUACACUGUCACUCCCCACGGUCCUUGGGAGACAGCACGUCCAGUCACUCUGAGCUGGAGGAUAUCAUCGACUUGGUGCAGCUGGCCCCUGUGGCAGGGGACCCCGAGUGCCCUCUGGGGGCUGGACGUGUUGGGAAGGAUGACACUCCUGUCCUUGAGUGCGCGAAGCAGGAUGCUGAGAAACCUCCACCCCCAGACUCCACAGCUCCAGAGCUCCUCCCCGCACCUUCCCAGCCUGUGACCACAACCCCAGCCCCGCCCAGGAAGGAACUGCUGCCUCCCUCCCCCCCAGCAGAGCACCCCAAGCUGCCCCGCUCCGUUCCGACUCCCCUGGUCAUAGCUCAGCAGAUUUCUGAGAAGCUGGCAGGAAGUGAAGCCCUCUCCCCCACGUCCCCCUCGAAGGAGGGCAGAUCCGGAGAAUGGCGGACCCUGGCUGCUUUGGCCCCUCGGAAUGGAGACCCCUUUCUGUGGCACAGGCAUGCGGCCCAGCCUGCCCCCAAAGUGCAUCGCUUCCCCAGCAACAUUAGCGUGACCAACAGUGCGGGCAGGGAAUUCAACAAGACCAUCUCUAGGGCGGCUGUCAAUGUGCAGGAGCGGAAAGCCCAGGUCUUGGCCAACAUCAGCGGCAUCUCCUUCCUCCCCACGGGAGACAUGGGAGACCUCUCACAGAGGAGCGAUGGCGCUGAGCUUCAGAGAAGCUUCUUUCCAGAGCAGGUGCCCUGUGGUCAGGGCAAGCCCAGCCCCAGCAGGGAGGGCCGCCAGCAGUCCAGGGGUGUGCAGACAGAGCAGCCCCUGGCCUUGGCCAACGGCUUCCAGAGCAUCCACGACGUUCUCAUGAGCGAGCCCAGCCCCUUUGUCUCUGCUGGAAAGACCAUCACCUUCCGCCCAGACCCCGCUAUCAGCAGCAGCCUCACCCGCCAGCAGGCCACUGGGAGCCUCUGUGAGACCUGGCAGCCAGCCCGGGGCCAGGACGCUGGGAAGCGGUCAGGCUCGCUGCCCAGAGCAGGUGGCUUCAGACCCCAGGGCAUCACCGUGCAGUUCUCAGGCCGAGGCUCCACCGAGGAGGCCCGACGUGAGGCCCUCAGGAAGCUCGGCCUGCUGAAGGAGAACUUGUGAGGGACGGUGGCCAAGCCUGGCGGGACAGCCAAUGUACACCUUCCCCACCUCCCCUAAAAAGAGGGGUGAAAUGAAGCGUUGGCCUUAAUUCAGGGGUGCUCUCAUCCAGCAGGACGGGAGCUGUGUAGCCUAGGAUGGACGUACAAACUUAAAGAGAGGUAAUUACAGUCCCAGCUGCUGUGACCUGUGGAAGGUUAGAGGUUAGGGAUGCCAGGACUCAGUAGGCGGGGCUAAGGGAAUGAAGAAGAGUAAGUUCUCCCCCCACCCCCUUCCCACACCUGAACGGGGUUAUCCUGUAAAGGAGAGUUAGAGCCCCAUUUCUCUCAGUCUGCCUUUUUCAAGAACUCCGAGAACCAUCUUUACAUCUUGUGGGCAUCUGUGAUUUGUAGGUGCCAUGAGUUGUUUGGAUCUGGAAGGACGAGGUUGGGUCUGAUUCAACAUUCCCGAAUCUUUAAUCCAGAUUUUAUCCCAAGUACGUGACAUAAAAGCCAGGUCAGAGCUCUUACAGUCAGAUCUCCAAGAAAGAGAUUUCCCCCUCCUUCUCUAAGAAAAAAUAUUUUUAAAGCUUGUAAAUUUCUACAGUAUCUUAAUAUAAUUCUUUGGGUUUUGUUUGUUUUUAUAGGGUGAAAGACGGCACUUUAGCCCUAGCUGUGCUUUGGUUUUUAGAUAUAAUUUGGUUUGCAUAGUUUUUUCACUGAAGAUUGAAGUAAAACCUUUAGAGUAUGAUUGACUAUAAUUUUCACUUGUGGGAGUGAAAUAGAAAGGUUGGGUUGGGAAAAGGCAGUAAUUUUGAGCCAACACAUCUCAUCAGAUUACAAGGUCUUUGUUACUGGGAGAUGUGUGUAUGGGUGUGUGUUGUGAAUAUAUAUGUACAUAUCAUGUUUAUGGAUACACAUGUUAACAUGUCAAUGUAUAGGUACAAUGUGGGUGUGCACACACAUCCAUUUAUGUAUGUACAUAUAAACUUAAAACCCUGUAAGCAGCUACAGGAUACAAGGACUUCCUAGUCUCUCGAAAGGCACAGCCCUGUGGCAACGUGACAGAUGACACAGACCCUGUUAAUUCUAAUGUGGAAGUCCUUUCAGGACACAUUGCUGUGAUAUUUCAGUGAACCAAAUGUGCUUUUUCUUUAACAAUGUGCUCUUCUGUUCCCUAUUAAAAUAAUAUCCCCUGCUUUCAAAUAAACAAGAUCGUUCCUUCUUGAGUGAAGGACAUUUUAAAGAUUGAUCUUAAUGCAUCACCUAAUGUUUAGUUUUGCAUGUUCCAGAGUAGCUAGUAAACAGAAGGAAACAAAAGAUUUGGUUGAUUGUGUUCCACGAGCGAGGCCUCAGGACUAAUUCAAGAGGGAAAAACCGGCGAAGGAGAUUACACAGCAUGAAAAGAAUGGGUUUCCUCCCAGACUGUGUUGUACAUGCUGAGGUGUAGCCACAAGCAUUUACCAUCAAAACCACUGAAGUCGGGAGUCGCCAGCCUCUAAAGAUAGAUUGGGAAGGGCCACACUUAGAAGUCACGCCCGUUUGUUAUUAAGUCUUAGCCAUCACCAUAACAGAAUGUGUUUCUUUCCGGUUGAGUCUUGCUUAAAUUCAAACUUUUGAAUGUGCUGUGAAAGGACAUUUUUCGUAGUAUUCAGCUUGCCUUGAAAGUUACAGAAAAUGAUUGUAAUUUUUCCCCUUAAAACUCAUGAAAUAAUCUCAUAGAUUUCUGGUGGUCUUAUUUAAAUAGGUGCUUUAUUUUUACAGCUUUUAAAAGUAAGUACUUUUAAUUUUACUCCUUUUUAUGUUGGAUUUCUUCAAAGGAUUCAUGAGGGCUAGAUUUCUUUUUUACAAAGUGAGAUGCCACUCACAGCGUUUAAUAAAAGAGGGUCUUAAAAUUGACUAACAUUUUAAAUAUCCUUAUAUAUGAGGAUUAUUUUUUUCUCAUAUCCCCUGAUUUCGUUGUGAAUAGGAUAAAGUUGACUAUAUAUAUAUUAGUAUAUUGUUCUCAUGGCAUUUUUGAAAAAUAAAUAUUACAGUUUUAUCUUAAGUAUAAGCAACUUUGUUUUUUUUAUUAUGUACUAUACUCUGAAUUAUUUGUUUUACAUGGGUAUGUCCUUCUAUAUUUAUUCAUACUUCUUUCUAUUUAUUCACGUUUAUAUAUAUAUAUAUGUAUGUGUGUUACUCUGGUCACUUCUUGUGCCUAAAGCCCUCAUAAACAUAAGCCAUAGGUUCUGUAUGAAGUUCAGAUUAGAUCUGCUCCUGAACUUACCUGUGUCUGUGUAUCACCUUGAGGGACACUGGUGUCCUUGCAAUAACUAUGUGAUAUGACAUUCCUUAAGAAUCACCUGGUUCAAACUAAUUUUAAGGACCAUAUUUCGAAACAAAAUUGUUACGAAACGGGAAGGAUAAGUAUCACAUGCCCAGGUUGUUUUUUUUUUCCCCCUUUUCAAAUGAUGCUUUGAAAUCAGCCUCCCAUGUUUUUUGUUUGUUUGUUUGUUUGUUGAAACUCUAUAUUAAUAUUGAAAUCAGAAAAAAAAUGGUCCUUUGCUCUUAGGAAAGUGUGUACAAAUGUUCAAGCUGGAGUCUCCCCUGCAAACAGUAGCCCCUGUGGUUCCCAGGGUGGCAGUGUUUUCCCCAGUUCUCACCGCCUCCUUAUCCUCCAUGAGGUAUUUGGUUCCUGACAGAACUGGUGGAAGUUCUGAUCUUUGCUUUUUCCCCCUCUAAGGCUUGCUGAGGUGAAGAGGUGAGGAUGGGUGCUCACCAGGCAGGCUCUGGGCAUCCGUGACACACGGAGCAGUGUGCGCUGCCGGGCGCUGCCCCAGCAGGCUGUCCGCUGGGUGGGACUCUCCCUCCAGUGCUCCCGAGUAGAUGCCUUUCACGGGGAGCUUAGUGGAGCUGAUAAAUGAGUUCUUAGCAACCUUAGGACUGACUUUUUUUAUUUUUAAAAACCUAGAAGUGUACGCUUUUUAUUAAAUCCUGACAGCCCUGGGCAGUGCCGAUUCUGAUCUUUCAGAGGCUUUGGUGGUGGUGUGUUACAUUCAGGUGAUUCAAGACACCAGCUCUUUGAUGCUUAUUAAAGAGGAAUGAAGAGGGAAAUAAGAUACAUAUAAAAAUAACUUACGCUUACCAAAAACCGUGUAGCCCAUGUUGAUGUUUACCUAAUGAGGUUGGCAUCAGGAGUCACUGUUCCUCUGUGAGUGUGUUUUAUCACCAUGACGUGGCAGGUUUAAUAAACUUUGU